CGACGAAAUUCGGAUUCAUCUGAACCAGGAAGCCGUGUCUGCCAUGAUAGACGAUCGGUGUCAGGAUGCAGUAAUGCUGUGCGUGGAAGCCCACAAGGAUCUGCAGGCGGACUGUCGGACUGAAGGUGAGUUGGCGACCAGUUCCAAUGUCGAGCCCAACACACUCGGAGCCGAGUUAGCAGUCGUAAGCGACUCCCCGGUGAAAGCGGUCAUGUCGGCGUCAUUGGAAACUGCGGGGGCUCGGAUGAAUCCGAACCAGGGCCCUGUGAACAUCUCCCUCCCUGAUGCAUCUUUGGAGACGACCGUGAUUCGGAUUUAUCUGAGGCACACGGACGAAGGACUUCAACUGGCAGGCGUUGAGGGUUGUCGACUACUGACGACUUUGGACAAGGACAAUUCCGCCGACGACCAGUUUGAUCCGAUACUCACCGACGUCGGGAUGGAGCUGCCAGUUCAGCCGGGAUACGACGAUCCCUUGUACUCCGCCCUUCACAACGAGGCGAUGGGGGAUGACGUUCUGAAGAAGGUCUCUGACGCUGUUGGAGGUAGAUUUCUCUAUUUGAGUGACGACGACAAAGACACAGCGUACGGGUACAAGAAGUUAAGGGGGGGAGAGGUGUUGUUGGACAUCCAUGGGACAUUGAGCCCAACACAAUACGACACAGUGGCAAUGGAGAAAACACAACCUGUCGAUGUUGUGGACGUCGACGAUCUUUGUCCGGAGAUGAAUAUACCGUCUACGGUCAUCGAUGCCGACAUCUCGAGCCUGUCAAGUUUCCCUGUGGGUUUGGAGCACGUCGUCGCCGCAUCGACGCGCGCAGGGGUGCCAAUCGUGCUGGGACUGUCGUCGGUGGGCUCUGGUGAAGUGGUAGCUAGGCCUGGGUUUCCUCGAGAUGGAAGAGCGGUCCUUGAAGACAUUAUCUGCUCCCGGUUGCCACUCACUAUCAUCGUCGUGCGUUUGCCGUCGCACAGUUUACAGGUAUCCGUCAAGGACAUCGUCACACUCGUGGAUAGAUCCGGGGAGCUCAACGAUGAGGUUGUCAAUUUCUACAUGGCGAUGCUGCUGGACGAUUGCGGCCGGACUGCCGCUACCAUGAAGACAUACACCUUUAACUCCUUCUUUGCCUCUUCACUGCUUCUGCGAGGUCUGGCAGCUAUUCUUAGAUGGGCUAAAGAUGUCGACCUCCUGUCUCAUGACCUCGUCUUGGCACCAGUGCACAAGGAUGGCGAACACUGGAGCCUUUUCGCCAUUGACUUCUCUAGACGUGUUUUGGAAAUCUAUGAUUCUUUCUCAUGUUCGUCAUCCAAAGAUUUCUUCUACUCCGCACUUCUGGAUAAAACUGUUAAAUUUUUUAGCACGGUGGCAGGUGCCGCCGGUGAUGGUCGCACUUUCGACCACUUCGCUCGAGAAGUCAGCGUGAAAGGUGUCCCUCGGCAGCACGACGGGGCUAGUUGUGGGGUGUUCAUGUUGAUGUUCGCUUCCUGUUUAGCGAGAGGUUUACGUCCACCUUUUGGUUUCUCCCAUAGACACAUCUCCUCUAUCAGAGCUAGACUAGCUUUGGCGAUCUGCGAUGUUGGUAGAGACUUCAUCGAACUUUCACUGUGUUUGGCGGAAGUACGGGUGGCGUGGACGAGGGACGAGAGCAAUUAUCCGCGGUCUGAGCGAUUGGAGCUCCUUUUGAUUCAGGCGUGGCGGACGGAAGUAGAGGGGGACCUUCUCGGUUUUCUAUUCGGGGCAGUGCGUCCAAGCUGUCGGAGGCUUCUCACCCAGGAGCUUACGGUCCCCAUUGCGCAGCUGGCCGACCAUCUUGACGUCAGCAUUGUCUCCCAGGUCGACCCGCGCUUGGUGCCCCACGUCACCUUGCGCACGCUGUUGCCGUAUCUUCAGUGGUCAGCUUGGAUGGAGGGCCUCCCAUCGAGAAUUCCGCCUUCACGUUUGGAUUAUUUGGAUCCGCGCGACAUCGUGGAUCCCGCUUUCUACAGAACGUCGUACGAGGACGAAUUGGAGGAGAUAAUCCUCGAGGAGCUCGUGGAAGAAAGUUCGGAGGAAGAGGAGGAGAAUCUGAACGAAGACGAAGGGGAGUCGGCACAGCAACAAGAAGGAGACGAAGACGAGCUCCUGCAAACGGAGAGCGAAGAGGAAGCAGAAGAAGAAGACAGCGAGCAAGGGAGCGGGGACGACAACGACGAGGAGCAGGCCGACGAGGAUCCCCAACUAGAAAUUGCGCUGGUGGCUGAUCUUCCGAUCAGCAACGAUCCAACGCUCGACCCGGAGCCACCUCAGCCAGAUGACGGCCAUGUGGCCCACGUGGCUGGGCCGUCCGCUCGCCGGCCUCCUUCCCCACCGCGACGCCGAUGACGAGGCUGCUCCCCCUCCGCCCUCCUCUCCCUCGCGGCCCGUCCCCCACUUC
Messenger RNA from Chara braunii, 2411 nucleotides. The record is from the annotation of a GenBank genome assembly. NCBI's taxonomy places the organism in Eukaryota, Viridiplantae, Streptophyta, Charophyceae, Charales, Characeae.